AUUUUUCUAAACUGAUUUCCAAUAGGUUCUUCAGAAACUUUUCGUGGAAGACCCUGUAUAUGUAUUUUAUGAAUCACAUAUGCAAUAAGUACGAAAUUUCUAUGACUAUUAUGAAAAAAAUCAUCAUAUGUAUGAAUUCGAUGGAAAUGCAAUAUUACUUCAUAAGAAAGUUUUUUUUUAUCAGAAGAUGUGCAGAAAUUAUUGACGAUCAAAAUGGCGACUUACAUCAAGGCAGUUCUCGCUCCAAACAAUACCAUAGUGAUAACUCCCAGCAAGAUGGCUUCAGGUGGUGGUGAAAAAGCAGUUGAAGAAUACAAUGAUGAAUUUAACAAGUUUACACUUAGUAGAGAAAAGAAAAGGAAACAAUUCAGACAUCAGUCACAACAGUUUCCAUAUAGAAAAUAUUUAGUAGAUUUUAUAGAACAAACAUGUAAGAGUAAAGGAUAUUCCAGGUCAACACUUUUUCUUGCUACUUAUCUUUUAGAUUUGUACAUGGAUCAUCACAGUCUUUUAAUAAGACGACUUAUGAUAGUGGCGAUCGCUAGUCUUACAAUGGCAGCUAAAGUUGAGGAGCGCUCAGCUACUGUCCCAAAAUUUCUUGAAUUAAUGCCUGAACCAGUAGAAAACGCGUUGAAGUAUUAUAGUGAAAUACAAAAAGAAAUGUUGAAGUUUUUUGAAUGGGAUCUGUUCAUUCCAACGGCAGCCCACCAUAUUGCUUACUUUAUGCAAGCUCUUGUGACAGUCGAUGAAAAGAAUUAUUAUAAUUUUCCGAACCUAACACAAUGUAUGGGUUAUGUGAUGGGCCUGUAUCAGGAUAACUUAUUAAAAGAUGUUCAUUUAAUGCAAUGCACUUCGCCAUCAAAACUGGCUGCUGCUUUAAUUGCCUCUUGUAGAUUAAGAUUUGGAUUGAGUGCAUGGAACAACAAGCUAAAACAUCUGAGCAAAUAUAAGGAAUCUGAUUUUCAAGAAACUCUAACAUUAGUUAAACAAGGGACCAGACUGUUUUCAUGUAUCAAUUGCUAUGAACGCUUUACUUAUAGGUGACCGAAAUUAUCAUGCAUAUAUAAAUAGAAUAAUACAUUUUAUUUGUAAAUAGCUCUAAUUAUUCAAUAUCAAUUAGAUUUCCUUAUCAAAAAAUAUUUGUGCUAUUAGGUAGUAGAUUGAUGUAUGAAUAACUUUUGUAGUUUUAGUCUGCAUUCAUUGAAUAAUUUCAAAAAAAUGGAUGAACAAGAAAAAUACUAUGGUAUUUUGAUGAUUGUAUAUAAUUUAAAGAUGUGUUACUCAGAAACAACUUGUUUCGUAAAUGGAAUAUUGUAUUUUAUUGUCUAGUGUACAGUUUGUAGUUUUAAAAUUAUGUGAUUGAUAUUUUUAUCAAAUUUUUCAUGAAUAAACAGUGUCAUCUGACACAAAUAAGAUCUGAA
Molecule: messenger RNA, 1421 nt
Organism: Harmonia axyridis
Lineage: Eukaryota; Metazoa; Arthropoda; Insecta; Coleoptera; Coccinellidae
Product: cyclin-J-like
Exons: 6
Coding region: 214-1044 (276 amino acids)
Biological process (GO): regulation of cyclin-dependent protein serine/threonine kinase activity; mitotic cell cycle phase transition
Cellular component (GO): cytoplasm; cyclin-dependent protein kinase holoenzyme complex; nucleus
Molecular function (GO): cyclin-dependent protein serine/threonine kinase regulator activity
Source: RefSeq, a predicted model, not a curated record